AGUACUUACUUGCUUCUACUUAUAAACCAACCUAACUUAACUAUCUCAUUCUCCAACAUUAUUAAACAUGAAUAAGAAGCUUUCAAGAAACACAGAGAUUGACACAAGAGCACCAUUUAGGUCUGUGAAAGAGGCUGUCUCUUUAUUCGGAGAUAAAGUUUUAGCCGGAGAGCUUUACGCCAAUGUAACCAAACUCAAACACCAGAUACACGUUGGAGCAAAUGAGAAUGAGGCUGAUCAAUCUUCAAGGAUCGAAAACGUUGCAGCCGAGCUAGAAGAGACGCGGGAGAAUCUAGAGAAAGCUAAAGAAGAAAGCAUGUUAAUGGCACAUUGUAUGUCAUCACUCCAAGAAGAACUCGAACGCACGAAGCAAGAGCUCGAACAUUUGAAGCAACGAGAAACAGAAAAACAUCAAGUGGAACCAACGGAAGCCGAGGACGUGAAGUUCGUGGAGAAUCUAAACACGUUUGAAGUGAAAAGUUCAAGAUUCGACGACGAAUUAAUGAUGGAGUUUCAAAAGAAACGGUACGUGACAUUCGCGAAUCCGCCGUCUGUUUCUCAUGUUAUGUUACCACAAAAUCAAGGUGUUGAAAAAUUGGAAAGGCACCCUUCUCUUAGGAAGAAGAAGAAGAAGUCAUUGAUUCCACUUAUUGGAGGCAUUUUUUCUAGGAAAAAGGGAACAAGCCAAGAAGUUCCAUGAUGAGUGAUGAGUACAAUGUUAGUAUGCAUUACACUAUACCAGAAUAAUUGCCAAUUGGGUUUUGUUUUCUGAGUUUCUUUUCUUUCUUGAACAAGUUUUUAUUUUAUUUUCAUGUCUUAUGUGUAUGUAUCUAGCCGUGUUCAAUAAUAUUCUGUAAAGUUUAGCACAAACUGAGUGAGAUGGUGACUAUUAGAGUAGUGAAAUAUGGAACUUGCAUGUUGUGGAUGUUUCAUGUAACAACAGUUAAAAUUUCACUUUUUUUUAGGUACAAA
Molecule: messenger RNA, 972 nt
Organism: Lathyrus oleraceus (garden pea)
Lineage: Eukaryota; Viridiplantae; Streptophyta; Magnoliopsida; Fabales; Fabaceae
Product: WEB family protein At1g75720
Exons: 2
Coding region: 68-700 (210 amino acids)
Biological process (GO): chloroplast avoidance movement; chloroplast accumulation movement
Cellular component (GO): cytosol
Source: RefSeq, a predicted model, not a curated record